AUGAGCGUCACGCUCGUCAUCCUAGAAUACAAGAUCGAGGCACCGCCCGAUGUGGUGGACCUCUUCUCAUUCUCAAGUGAGGCUCCAGACUGGCGGGGCGCCUGCGCCUCCGUUGACCGCGCCGACUCCUCGCUGCUCGAGGUCGAGCAGGCCGAGCUCGAGCGGAGUGACCAGGCACUCGGCGACCCGCAGUGCACUCGCCACGGAGAGAGCGAGGCACCCGACAUGGACACGACCGGCAGCGCUCCCUGGUACCGCCUUGUGGGUACCCUCGUGCUCGAGUCCGGGGAGCCACCCGGCUGCUGGGCCGCCCCUGGCAUGGAGCGCGCGGACCAGGCGAUCAGCGUGGACCAGGCGAUCAGCGUUGCCGAGAUCGACACGGCCGAAACGGCCGGCAGCUCCUCGGCCUUCUCGCCCGCCGUCGCCUCGGCGGCGUCCUCGCUCGUGAGCUGCUCGCCGCUUCUCAUGCCCGCCCUCGUGCUCAUCCUCCUCGCCAUCGCCUGCGGCGCCUCCUGGCCGACCGCGGCGAGCGGAAAGGGGGCUUGCGGCGCGGCGCGGCCCACCUGCCUCGCCGACGCCACUGCGUGCCUCACCGGCGCGGCGGCGCCUGCCGGCUUCUUCGCGAGCGCCUUCUCGUGGCUCGCGGCGGGUCCGCCGCAGGUCGCCGCCGCGGUCGCCGCCCUGGCCGCCAUCGGCACGGUGAUGUGGCGCCGCGACUCAAAGGCCCGCGACUCAAAGCCGAGCUUCGGCUGGUCCAGCCUGCUCGGCGUCCUUCUCUGCUUGGCCACCGUCGCUGGCGGUUUGGCCACCGUCACCGGCGGCGCCGCACUUGUCGCAUCCUCAACCGCGCUGCCAGACGUCGCUGCGCUUCCGGCGAGCUCAGUAGCAUUGGCGAGAACGCGAUUAAACAUCGGCGAGAACGCGAGCGACAUCGCGGGCUACACCCCCGGCUCGGACGUGACCAAGCACGCGAACCUCGACCUCGACCAGCAGGCGCGGACCCCGAAUUCCCCGCACCCUGCAUGGCCUGGAAUGUUCGCGGCCCCCAGCCCGGACGCCCUUCCUUCGCCCUAG
Molecule: messenger RNA, 1074 nt
Organism: Emiliania huxleyi CCMP1516
Lineage: Eukaryota; Haptophyta; Isochrysidales; Noelaerhabdaceae
Exons: 4
Coding region: 1-1074 (357 amino acids)
Source: RefSeq, a predicted model, not a curated record